AGCAUCAGAAAUGAAAAGAGAAACUCGAUACCAGUUAUUAGGAGGAAGGUGGAGUUUCAGCUCAUAACAAGCGAAAGCUAUUUAUAUAAGCAUUUUACAGCAUUUUCCCUAUACAGCAAAUUAGUGCUUGUAUUUUUACUUGUAUUGCAAAUGUAAACCAACUUUAAUAAAAGAAUGAGAACUCGGAAACUGCAUCACUUUGUUUGUAGUGGAAACACAUGCUGCAGUUCUUUGCUUUAAACGUGCAAGUCAUGAAGUUGGGGUCCCUGUGGUGUGUUAUGAUUGACGUCUAAAGACGAGUGGUAUAUAUUGUCUUCCUUCUGUCAAAGUCAUUAAGUGAAACCAUGCAUGAUAACAUAUUCAUUAUUUGUCGUCGUAAUAAAUACCUGAAUUUAGAAUCCAGCCAUGGAGGUCUUGAAGUCUUUCGGUCAUUUCGUUUUUUUAACACAGUUCUAUUUUACUGUCAGUCAAGAUAUGAUUAUAAUUAUACGAAAUCCUGGUGAUGGAGAUCAUUGGACUGAUUUGGAUCAGUUUAAACUUCCUGACUCGAAAUGCAGUAGCGUCUACUGCGAAAACUGGAAAGCUUUUCCUCUUUCAAAGCCUUGCCAUUGUAAAUGUUCCGAUUAUCAGGCAGCCACGUUUGGUUUCUACUCUGGAUCCUGGACAUGUCUGGCUAACACUGAAGUCAGAAAACAAACAGGCAACUGUAAAUACAAGUUCCAAUCUGAGCAAGAUGGCUACCCGCUUAGGAUCUUGGACCAAAGUAMACAMUACAACGUAAUUCUGCCUUCAAGUGGAUGUUCAGUUGACCAAACGAAAUCUCGAUACUUCAAAUGUAAUGGUAGUUCGGAUGGGAUCGAUUCACAGUCGUUUAGCCAAUGGUUUAACAUCAAACACAGCGGAGUUUCAUCCCCAAUAAAUGGCCAUACAUACGAAGUGCUGAAAACGCCACCUCUAUUAUAACAAGUCCAAGUUCUGCAAUACCUAUAACAAACGUUUCUGUUGUAAUACCAGCAACCGCCAAAACAUUAGCUCCAAAUUUUCAGACUACAGCGAAACCAAAUUUCGAUGCAAAAGCAAGUGGAGUUUCGUCGACGGUUGUUAGUGUCGUGGUUACCUUGGCGAUCAUUGUUGUCAUAGUGAUUGUGAUAGUUGCAUACGUGUACCU
This is a messenger RNA of Actinia tenebrosa (Australian red waratah sea anemone), 1168 nucleotides long. RefSeq lists its product as uncharacterized. Lineage: Eukaryota; Metazoa; Cnidaria; Anthozoa; Actiniaria; Actiniidae. The record is from RefSeq and is a predicted model, not a curated record.